AUGGCGGGCAGCGAUGCGGGCGGCGAGGGUCGGGCGCGGAGAAGCGGCGCCGCGCGGCGUCCGGGGGCCCCCGGCGGGCGGGGAGGCGAGGCUGCCGCCAGCAACCCGGGGCCGCUGUCCACUGCUGAAGCGCCGGCGGACGGCGCUGCGCUGCCCGCCUGGAUGCGCCUCUACUUCUACGGGAUGCACGGGAUCACCCUGGACGUGCUCGUGUCCGCGGUUCGGCGCUUUGCUAGCAGCCCGGACCUCCGGAUGCUGGGCUUCUCCUCGCCCUACCGCUGCCUGCUGCACUCGCUCACCCACUUCGCCCUGGAGAAGGUCUACCUGCAGCAGCGGCGCUGCCCCAGCGCCUUCCUCUUCAAUUUUCUCCUCUACCCCUCGGCCCACGUGGCGCUGCAGACCCUGGCGGGCCAGGCGCUGCUGCUCGGCCUGCGCAGCGGACCGCGGGGUGCGGCGGCGCCGGGGACACUGGACCUAGCGCUGCAGUAUGUGCUGGCUCUCUACCACUGCCAUGUGUUCCUGAAGCGCUUCCUGCGCUUGCGGUACCGGCGGCAGCCGGAGCAGCGGCAGCAGCCGCAGCAUCGGCCCGGCGCGCCCCCCGGCCCUCUGGGCGCCCGGGCCCCUGUGGUUGCAGGUGGCCGGAGGCGACUACCCCGAGACACUCGGGGCGUCGGAGGAGCCUCCGGUCAGGGGCUGCCGGACCUGCUCCGCUUUCUUUUCUUCGGAAUGCACGGCUUUUUGGAUGAGAUCUUCUUCACUUUCUUCUUUAACUUACUGGGGCAGGGAGACGGGGCCACCAGCGGCCACACGUCGCUCUGGUCCUUCUUUAUUUAUGGCAGCUGCAGUUUUGUGGUGGAAAAGCUCUACUUCCACCUGCACUGCAGUCGUGGCUGGAGCGCUUGGAAGCGGGUGCCCAUCUACGUGAUCUUAGUCUAUGUGUGGGAGUUGUCCUGGGGUCUGGGACUCCGCAUGUGCGGUGCUUGUUCCUGGGACUAUUCUCACUACCCGCUCAAUUUCAUGGGCCUCAUCACCCUGAUGUAUUUACCUGGUUGGAUAUUUCUUAGUGUGUACCAGGACCUACUCUCCAACGUGUUGUGGCGGGUGCAGUACCUACCGACCAAAUGA
Molecule: messenger RNA, 1125 nt
Organism: Prionailurus viverrinus (fishing cat)
Lineage: Eukaryota; Metazoa; Chordata; Mammalia; Carnivora; Felidae
Gene: TMEM229A
Product: transmembrane protein 229A
Exons: 1
Coding region: 1-1125 (374 amino acids)
Source: RefSeq, a predicted model, not a curated record